AUGGCGGAAGGAUCCCAUACAUUACAACAACGUGCUGUCGUCGAGCACAUCACCAAAGCCCACAACCUGAAACGACAGCUGCCUGAAAGGAGCAUGGAAUCUUUGGCAACAACCGCUCGUUUCGUCAUGCUGAACUGCCGAACAUGGUCGAUUGAGCUCCGACAAACCGCCCUUCCUGGGCUUCUGGAAUAUCUUUCGGUGCAGAAAAGACGCAUGAGAGAUCGGCCCGUGAUCAGCACCGAAAAUUACACCACAUACUACGGUGAUGCUGAAGAGAGGAACGUAGAUGAUUGCGCGAUAGUUGUGAGGAAGGAUUACAACAACCUGGUGAAGGCUCAUCGUCGUCCAGAUACGCCUUUGUACGACUGCGGGAUCGCAGAGGACGUAAACUCUGGAUCGUAA
This is a messenger RNA of Necator americanus (New World hookworm), 402 nucleotides long. RefSeq lists its product as uncharacterized. The transcript has a single exon. Lineage: Eukaryota; Metazoa; Nematoda; Chromadorea; Rhabditida; Ancylostomatidae. The record is from RefSeq and is a predicted model, not a curated record. Bases 1 to 402 code for a protein of 133 amino acids.